AUGGAAUCGCGUACAAAAGUCAAGGCAGGCACGCCAGUGCAACUCCCACCUGUCAUCGACCCAGUGCGUGAGCGCUACCCGUUCUGCAUUAUUUGGUCGCCUAUUCCGGUCCUAUCGUGGAUUCUGCCGUUCGUGGGUCACACGGCCGUCUGCGACAGCCAGGGCCACAUCUACGACUUCCAAGGGGCGUACCGAAUUGGGCAAGACCGCAUGCUGUUCGGCAACCCCGUCAAGUACUGGGACGUCUCCCGCGACUACAUCCCGUCCUUCUACCUCGACCACCAAAACUCGGCAGAGAGGGAGGAGGCGGUGAAACGUGAGGUGGCCGCGUACGAUGCAGCCCUCAUGUCCACCAUCAACCACUUCCGCCAGACUGAGGUGUACAACUUUUUUACAAACAACUGCCAUUCUUUCGUGGCGGCGUCGAUGAACGAGCAGCAGCUGAAGAAGCAGCACAUGGGGAUCGUGAGCAUCGCGAUUGGGAUGAUGAGGCACGGCCGCUACAUCAGCUUCGCCCGCUUCCUGAAGGCACAUCUGCCCUCUGUCCUGUUAAUAGCGGUCAUCCUCACCCUCGCCUUUCUGCUAUAA
Leishmania mexicana MHOM/GT/2001/U1103 is the source of this 588-nucleotide messenger RNA. RefSeq lists its product as hypothetical. The record is from RefSeq and is a predicted model, not a curated record. NCBI's taxonomy places the organism in Eukaryota, Euglenozoa, Kinetoplastea, Trypanosomatida, Trypanosomatidae. Bases 1 to 588 code for a protein of 195 amino acids. The transcript has a single exon.